UAUUGGGUAGGGACAUUUGCAGUAAUUAUACACUACUGAUGAGGAUAUAUACAGAAAGGGCUGUUACCAUCUUUCCUUGGGAAAAAUAUCACCUUCUAAUGAGAUUUCAGCAGCGUGAAGCACAAGGCUAAGUUAAAGGACAUCAUCUCAGUAGGGCAUCAAGACGUUUUUCCUCUGAGACGAUGUCUUGUCUUGUCAGCCAGAGGGCAAAUAUCAGCAGCAGCCCAUCAAACCAAACAGCCAAGAUGGGUUCUAUGAGUGUUUUUACUAUUUCCCUCCAUGGCUUGUUCUCCUCCAUUGGUAUUAUAGAAAACCUCCUCAUCCUCGGAGUAGUGGGCUUCCAUGUUCGCCGCUCUGUCAUCAGUGUCUGGAUCCUGAACCUUGCAGCCUCAGACCUACUGGCCACUGCUUCCCUGCCCUUCUUCACCCUCUAUAUGGCCCGUGGGAACACCUGGACAUUGGGCGCAACCUUCUGCCGCAUCCAUUCCUCCAUCUUCUUCCUCAACAUGUUUGUCAGUGGCUUCCUGUUGGCGGCCAUUUCUCUUGACCGCUGCCUGGUGGUGGUGAGACCAGUCUGGGCCCAGAACUACCGGAAUGUCCAACUAGUGGGGAAAGUAUGUGGGAUGAUCUGGGCCUUGGCUGUGCUCUGUACUAUCCCCUUCUACAUAUUCCGUGACAUCAUUCACCAACCUAACGGCAAGAUCCAGUGUUAUUACAGUUAUGCUCGAUUCCUCCCCAGGGAGCCCUAUGACCUGGGAUCUUUAUGUAAGCAGCGCAAGGAGGCCUUGGCCUUCAUGAAGCUCUUUUUAGCCUUCCUGAUCCCUCUACUGAUCAUCAUCCUCAGCUAUUCUGCUGUGAAUGCCAGCUUGGCGCGCAGAGGCUGUCGACGUCCCUACCGCUUUGUUCGGCUUGUAGUGGCCGUGGUGGUGACCUUUGUACUCUGCUGGGCUCCGUACCACUUCUUCAUCAUCAUUGAGGUGAUGGCCCCCGCUGCACAUCCUGCACAGACAUUUGCAGGCAAGGCCCUACCAAUUGCUGCAACCAUCGGUUUCUUUAACAGUGUCCUGAACCCCAUCCUGUAUGUGUUCAGCUGCCCUGACCUGUGCAAUAAAAUAAGACAUUCUCUGGGCGCAGUGAUGGAGAGUGUUCUGGCUGAAGAUCUGGCAGAGCUGGCCCGACGCCGCAGCACCGCUCGCAGCUCUAUCAGCACCACCAGCAAUGUGAUGAAACCGAGAGGUUCUCUUCCAACCUUGACUCUGAAAGUAGAGGAGCAAGAGCAAGAGCAAGAUGAGAGUCUUGCUGAGCUUGCUCAGAACUGAAUGGAAAUGUACAGCAAACUCUCUAAUAGUGGCCAGGCUUUUAUGUAACUCCAUCUGCGCAGUCUUUAUUUUAAAUAGGCCUAUAUAGGAGCCAGGCCUUUAUUUGUAAUGUUGUAGUUUGUACUUUGCAACAAUAGCUUAUCAUGUUUUCCUUAUCUACUCCUUUUUGAAUUUGCUGUUCAUUUAAACACAAAACUUAAUCCAUUUUUAUAUGUUGUCUUUACACAUUGAGGAUAAUGAACUUUUCAAAGCAUUGCUCUCAUCAGUACAACAGUCAUUACAUACUCAUCAAUCUGCUGCUGAGAAAGAGUUUCCACCCCCCUCCUGUCACUUCCUGAAUCCAUAUUGUUUCCAUUUUGCUGUUAUUGUUGUUGUUGUUUUUAUUUGAGUUGAUGUUGAGAUACUGUCAGUGCAACACAACAAUUCAUAUACUGAUGUUGCAAAUGAAAACCCAUCCACAAGGUGUGAAGCUGUUCACCACAUGAAUGUGAUGGUUGAGGCCAUUGAGAGUGGCUGAUGGAUGACAGAGGCAGAUUUCCAUUUGACUGAUAAUAACAAUACUGGCAGUUUAUUCCAAUGUUUUGGCAGCAGAAGAAGUAAAUGAAUGAUGAGGAAAUAUCCCAAACAAAUGAAAAAGGAAUUAAAUCCCAUUCUCUGUCAUCAGAUCAUUAUUAUGUUUAACACAAUGAACUAUAAUUUCAACAAACUUUCAAAUUAGAAUAUAGCCCUCCUCAAUAUUUUCUACCUGGUCUUUAUUAACAUCUGACCAUUAUCACUGCAGCAUAAAUUGAUAUAUUCCCAGGAGCAUCCAAGGAUGUAGUCAGUGUUGUAGACAAAUGAAUGACAACUGCAACAAAACAAAAACUGAAAAGAUUCAGCAUUCUGUGUGAGUUUCUGCUUUGACUUGGAUUAAUGUGUAUAUUUGGUCGAAUGGCCCCUACAGUAUUGCUUCCCUUUAGUUUCUUUCUUUGUAAAAGGAGUUUAGAGUCGAGAUGUGUCUCACUAGAUGUUGUCAUUAUGAGCUGACAAGAGCAAAUAUUUGGAGAUACAUUAUGAUUUAGCUAUUUUUAUAAAUCUUUCCAUUGUACUCACAACAGAGAGAACGUUCACCUGCUUCAUUGUCCGUAUAAUGACUGUACGUUUUAAUACUGUGACAUUAAUAAAUAAA
This is a messenger RNA of Chelmon rostratus (copperband butterflyfish), 2487 nucleotides long. RefSeq names its product prostaglandin D2 receptor 2-like. The record is from RefSeq and is a predicted model, not a curated record. Gene Ontology annotation, molecular function: complement receptor activity; G protein-coupled receptor activity. The coding region runs from base 183 to 1319 and encodes 378 amino acids. The transcript is spliced from 2 exons. Gene Ontology annotation, cellular component: plasma membrane. Gene Ontology annotation, biological process: complement receptor mediated signaling pathway; phospholipase C-activating G protein-coupled receptor signaling pathway; positive regulation of cytosolic calcium ion concentration. Lineage: Eukaryota; Metazoa; Chordata; Actinopteri; Chaetodontiformes; Chaetodontidae.